Molecule: messenger RNA, 693 nt
Organism: Acaulospora colombiana
Lineage: Eukaryota; Fungi; Glomeromycota; Glomeromycetes; Diversisporales; Acaulosporaceae
Source: the annotation of a GenBank genome assembly
AUGGACAAACUCGAUCUCUUUGGCGAAUCACCCGCUAAGGAUCUCAUUUCCGAUUUUUCCUCACCAAACCCACCACCUCAAAAGUCGUCAUCCUCGUUUAAACUGACUCUUCCGCCGGGCUUAUUGCUUGGAAUUCUUAAAUAUCUUCCCAUCACUUCUCUUUCAAAUUUCGCGCGUGCAUGUCGUCGAUUCAAAGUCCUGGUUUACGACGAUGAGCUAUGGGAACAUCAUUUGAAAACGCUGGGAGUGCAUAAAGGAUAUGAUAUAAAUGAGAAUAUUCCUUUAGACACCUUCUUUGUGAGCUCAAGGCUGUCGAAAGAAAAAAAUGAAGCUAAUGACGAUGCCAUGACAGCUGACGUGGAAUCCUUGGCUUCCACACCCUCACCCGUAACACCACGUGGAAAUUUGUUGGAUUUUUCAAUAACGAAGGCGCGAUCUCAAAGAACAUUGAGCUUGAUUCCUGGACUACCUCUUGACCCUUUUUCUCAGAAAUCUCGGGCCGCGUCCACAGGGAUUUCAAGAGCUAUUUUCAAAAAGAUCUACACAGAGUUAUUACCAUAUUACAUAGAUUUCAGAAAUAGGAGAAAUGAUAGUCGAUUGUUCAAAGAAUACACCGAUCCAACAGAACAGGUCAAAAUGUUGAGCAGGUUAAUGACCUUUAGCAAACUGAAUAUUAGUUUAGACUCUGACCAG